UUCGGUGCAAAGAAACGUUUGUAUUUGAAGCUUGACGUGAAUGAAAUGUGACAUGUUUAGGACUUAGAUAAGUAGCUAGCCGGAAUGUUCUAAUUCCAUGCCGAGCAUCCAACACGGGUUGUUUCUCUGCAAACAUUUGCCUGUUAGUCUAGCCUAGACAUGGCUUUUGCUCCCGCUGUGUGGUUAGCUGCUCAAGCAGAACUCUACGAAGACGACGAAGAGGCCGAGGCAAACAACUUCCCAGAGCCACAGAAAAACUACUUGGGCGAUUACAAUGAUGAUUACUUAUUUGAGAGGUUCCGUUUAACUAGACCUUGCAUAAAUUUCAUCACGGAUUGCGUCAGGCUCCGGAUGAAAGCCACGCUCCAGCAAAUGAAUGGACCUUCCGUCGAUGAAAUGGUGAUAGUGGCACUGGACUAUUACGUAAAUGGUAUUUUGUCAACCAAAGUCGUAGAUAUGAUUCAAAUGGAGCAAAUGGAGAUUCACGAAGUCAUCAACAAUGUCUCCAAAGUGUUGUCAGGUAUGGUCAGGGAGUUUAUCACUUUCCCGGCGAAUGGUGAGGAACGAGCAAAUGUGGCACACGAGAUCAAGAAAAUAUGCGGGAUUCCGACCUCCAUGGGCUUGGUGGGAUGCAUGCAUGUCAAGGUGAGACCACCUCAGCACGACAAGGAAGCUUUUCGGAACACAAUGGAUAACCACACCGUCAUGACCCAAGUCAUAUGCGAUUGUGAAGGGAAUUUAAUGAGUGUUGAAAACUGCUGCGUUGGCAGCACACCAGAGCAAACCAUAUGGGAUAUGUCGGAUAUUGCCCAGCAACUAAAGCAUGGAGCACAUGGGACGCAUUGGAUCAUUGGUAAGCUAAUUCUACACAGGAAUAUGUUUUAUACAUUUCUUAUGACUAGAAAUACUGUGCAGACUCACUAGCCACCCCUGUUAUGAAGGGUCUCAAACUCCUGGCCCUGGAGAGCUAUUAAGUGUGCAGGCUGUUUCAGCCCAGUACUAACACCCGUUUUAAACAAACAACAAGCUGAAAUCAGGUAAGUUGGUGUUGGUCUGGAACAGUUCUGAGUGAGUUAGACCAAAAACAGUGGUCUAACUUUAGGUGGGUCACUCCGUCAGUGUUAAAAAAAAAAGUCUGUUGUGAUUCACCAAUGUUCAUACUUGCCUCUGUUUUUUGUUUUUUUGAUCCCACAAAGCCGGGAAAGGCUAUGCGUUGAGCAGACACCUCCUGACGACCGUUUCGCCAGCCAAAGAUAAGGCGGAUCGGCGGUUCAACGCAGCCCACGGCAUGAUCCACUCGGUCCUCCAGAGGACCAUCACCUUGGUGAAGAGGCGCUUCAGGUGCCUGGCCAAUCUGGGCCACGUGCAGCAGAACAGUCUGGACAAGAAGGCUGAGAUCAUCAAGGCCUGCUGCGUCCUGCAUAACAUCGCCAAGAAGUUUUCGGUGCCUGCGCUCAACGAUACCGUGCUAGAGACCAUGCAUCCGGCCGAGAAUCACCAGGUGCCGGUGGUGGAGGUGCCUAGCUACGCCGAGAAAUCCAGAGCUGCCAUUAUCGGCAUUUAUUUCUCGCAUUCCUCUGGGAAUGACGGCGUUUCAGACUGAGGACAGUGGACAUAUUUGUAUAAAAUGGUUGUUGACAUUUGGGUUUAAUAGGAGGACGGUUCGGUCCCUUAUUAUAACACUUUGUGAAAAUAGGUGCUGCUGGAUUGACAAAAAUGAUUUUAUUUUAUCACGCUUUGUGAUACAUGAAAACCAAAUGACAAUACUUUGGGUUUAUCUAUUUACAUGUUUUUAUACAUUUCAAUAAAUGUCAAGUAAACAUCUAAUCCUCCAUGAAUCAUUUGAAUUGCGAUUUAGAAAUUGAUAGGCUAAAAUUGACAUUUAUUGAAAACACAAGCCGCAUUGAGUAUUCUAACUAAAUUAUUUAAAAAAGUACCUAGGUGAAUGUGAAGUGUGCUGAAUCCUCCUGAACAUAGCAGGUGAAUGAUUACAUACAAUAUAUGCUUAAACAUUAUGUACAUGUGAAUAUUAUUUAAAUAAAAAUCUCAACAUA
Salmo salar (Atlantic salmon) is the source of this 2054-nucleotide messenger RNA. RefSeq names its product CK077 protein. Lineage: Eukaryota; Metazoa; Chordata; Actinopteri; Salmoniformes; Salmonidae. The record is from RefSeq and is marked provisional.